This is a messenger RNA of Carassius gibelio (silver crucian carp), 1115 nucleotides long. RefSeq names its product dual specificity protein phosphatase 13-like. NCBI's taxonomy places the organism in Eukaryota, Metazoa, Chordata, Actinopteri, Cypriniformes, Cyprinidae. Gene Ontology annotation, molecular function: MAP kinase phosphatase activity; protein tyrosine/serine/threonine phosphatase activity. Gene Ontology annotation, biological process: protein dephosphorylation; negative regulation of MAPK cascade. Gene Ontology annotation, cellular component: cytoplasm. The transcript has 3 exons. The coding region runs from base 341 to 859 and encodes 172 amino acids. The record is from RefSeq and is a predicted model, not a curated record.
UGAUGGAAUUACAUCAUGCGGCGCUGCUGGGCUUCUCAGUGCUUGAAGUUAUGGCUUCUCAACCUGUUUAGUCAGCUUUAAUUUGUUUAAUUAACUGUAAUUAAAUCACCAUUGUCUAAAUGUGGUUAGUGUUCAUGCAUAAGGUGAUUGUGCAGUUAGUGGGGGUCCUGGGUGAACUCUAGUGCAUUGCUAAAUGUUAAUUUUAGAAGAAGACCAGCUGCAGCUGCUCCUGUCCCUCUUCAGAUAAAUGUAUCCGCUCUUACUGGACAGCAGCAGAUAUGAGAUGAGACGUAGAGGAUCAAAUUAUAUCAUAGAGAGAGAUCCACGAUGAGUCUAUCUGAUGGAUGAUAGCCGUGAAACACCCUCCAUCAAAGAACUGGAGAAAAUACUGUUCGGAGGGAAGAGGAGCGGAAAUCAUGUGGAUGAAGUUUGGCCCAACCUUUUCCUGGGUGAUAUGUGUGUGGCCAACGAUCGCUUCAGUGUGUGGAAGCUGGGCAUCACUCGUGUCCUGAACGCCGCUCACGGGACGAUGCACUGCCAGGGGAGCCACCAGUUUUACGGCUCAACAGUCGAGUAUUACGGCGUCCCCGCGGACGAUUCACCAUCCUUUAACUUGUCCGUCUAUUUUCACCCCUGCGCUGAUUAUAUAAAGCAGGCUCUCAGUUCUCCAGGAGAGCGUGUUCUGGUUCACUGUGCGGUCGGUGUGAGUCGCUCGGCGUCUCUGGUUCUGGCUUAUCUCAUGAUACACCAGCGUCUUUCUCUACUGGAGGCGGUUCAAACAGUCAAAGAGCACCGCUGGAUCUUCCCGAACCGAGGCUUUCUCAGACAGCUGCGGGCUCUGGAUGCGACUCUACGCUGAUCUGAAUCCUGCAUAGAAACCCUAAUAACAUCCCAGCAGCUCCAGCCGGGGAGAAAAGGGUCAUCGCUUUUAAUGAAACCAUAGAUGAUCCACUUUGGGCUCCCUAAAGAUCCUUUCAGCGAGCAGUUCUUAAUGCAAACAUUUUUAGUGUCAAUAUUUUAAUAAACUAAAGAACAUAUUUCCACUAAAGAGCGGUGGAUGUGGAAGGUUAUCUAUGGAACCAUCAGCUGAAAUAAAGUACCUUUGUUUUAAAAAG